Messenger RNA from Sphenostylis stenocarpa, 1476 nucleotides. The record is from the annotation of a GenBank genome assembly. NCBI's taxonomy places the organism in Eukaryota, Viridiplantae, Streptophyta, Magnoliopsida, Fabales, Fabaceae.
AUGGUAGCGGCUAAUGAAGGUUUGGGAAGCGCAACAAUGAUUGAUUGGGUAAAAAGCGUGGUUAUAAAGGUAUCUCUCUGUGUUUUACUACACCUCGGCGCAUCUCAUGCCUCCAAUCCACUUCCCGAGACCACAAUUCUCUCUGCUCCAUGGGCCCCACAACUCAUCCAUAUUAUACCUGUCACCCUGCGUACCAGGAUUUCCAACCUCACCGCCCACUACUAUCACCACACGUGUCUCAAGCUGAUGUCAUGCCCCCACUUUUCCACGUGCUCCCAGGGGUGGGGUCUCUUCAUGAUUAAUUCUGCUUCGUUUUCUCUCUGUUCUGGGGAAUAUGCUAGUGAGUAUGGUCAUUUGUCCAAGCAAUCUUGUGUUGGUUUUCUCCGCAAGGGCCUUGCUUUUGCACCUUCAAUCAUUGAACAUGGUGAACUUCUCACAGUGGUGAAUGAAAUGGAUUUGCAUUCUCUCUAUCUCCUUGGGGUUGGUUUUGCUUUGCCUAUCAACAAUGCCGGUAAACCUCCGUCUGAAGGAGUGGAGUGCAGCUUUGAUAACUCCAGAGGGUAUGUUUCCCUUCCACUCUGUGAUAACACAUCUCCCAAUUUGAAAAUCAUGAUGUCCAUGACAUGUUUAAACUCAAUUGUUUCUCCUCUUCUCCUGUCACGGAUAUGUCAGGGUAAGAUGGACACAACAAGAGCCCUUCUAUUGGGGGAUAAAUUAUCAGCAAUUACAAUAAGGGUCUCACUGAAGAAAAGUUGUAUCCAAUGCGCAAUUGUCAGAUCCAAAUUUAGCCCAAAAGGUGGUGGCCCCAUGGAGAAAAAAGGGAAGAAGACAACAGGAAAGAAAGAUCACCACUUGUGGAAACGUAGAGAUUCAGCUCAGUCUGGCCAAAAGGCACUCACUCUUGUUAGAACUGUUUCUAAACUCCCUAAUGAGAAAGAAGCUGUUUAUGGGGCAUUAGACAAAUGGACAGCAUGGGAAACAGAGUUCCCAGUGAUAGCAGCAGCUAAGGCUUUAAAAAUCUUAAGGAAAAGGGGUCAGUGGGUUCGUGUAAUUCAAGUAGCAAAGUGGAUGUUAAGCAAAGGUCAAGGAGCAACGAUGGCAACCUAUGAUACCCUUCUUCUGGCAUUUGAUAUGGACCAGAGGGUAGAUGAGGCUGAAUCAUUGUGGAAUAUGAUCAUACAUACCCACAUGCGCUCUGUCUCCAGAAGACUGUUUUCUAGGAUGAUCUCGAUAUAUGAUCAUCAUGAUAUGCCGAAUAAGAUCAUAGAGGUAUUUGCAGACAUGGAGGAGUUGCGGGUAAAACCUGAUGAAGAUACGGUCAGGAGAGUGGCAAGAGCCUUUAGAGAAUUGGGCGAAGAGGAGAAGCGAAAAUUGGUGAUAAAACGAUAUGGGAUUAAAUGGAAGUAUAUUCACUUUAACGGUGAACGCGUGAGAGUUAGAACAGAAGCAUGGGAAGAUAAUGAAUCAACCAAUUGA